AUGCGCUUGGUUUAUGAACAAAUAAGCGAAGCUGAGAUGAUUUUUGGUAUGCCCCUGGGACUUAGGAAUGUACCGGAUAAACUUGUUUGGCACUUUACCAAGAAUGGGACGUAUAGUGUGAAGUCCGGAUACUGGGUUGCUAGGGACAUGAUGUCUCGGCAACAUGCUGAUAGGGCAAGGUCUAGUACCAACGGAUGUAAGGAGGUUUGGGAGAAAAUAUGGGGAAUUAAUGCACCACACAAAAUUAAGGUGUUUAUGUGGAGGGCGGUGAAAGGUUUCUUGCCAUGUGCAACUAACCUAAAACAAAAGAAGAUUCUAGAGGAUUCUAGAUGUUGGCAAUGUGGGUGGAAUAAUGAGUCGGUGAUGCAUGUACUCUGGGAUUGUCUGAAAGUUAAGAAAAUAUGGAAAAAGACUUUUCUGCAGGGAGUCUGUAGAGUAUGGCAGGAACCCACCUUUCUCGACUUGGUGCAUCACAUAUGUUCCACAGCUACUAGAUCUGAACUGGAAACAUUUUGCUUCACCGCUUGGUGGAUUUGGAGGAACAGAAAUCUGCACCGGUACGAGGAAAAGAGCUUGGAGCCUGAAGAGGUUGCCUGA
Rosa rugosa (rugosa rose) is the source of this 597-nucleotide messenger RNA. RefSeq lists its product as uncharacterized. The record is from RefSeq and is a predicted model, not a curated record. Lineage: Eukaryota; Viridiplantae; Streptophyta; Magnoliopsida; Rosales; Rosaceae. The transcript has a single exon. Bases 1 to 597 code for a protein of 198 amino acids.